GGUACGUGUACAAGGCGGCGAGCGAGGGGCGAGUGCUGACCUUGGCCGCGCUGCUCCUCAACCGCUCCGAGAGUGACAUCAAGUACCUGCUGGGCUACGUCAGCCAGCACGGCGGGCAGCGCUCCACUCCGCUCAUCAUCGCCGCCCGCAACGGCCACACCAAGGUGGUCCGCCUGCUCCUCGAGCACUACCGCGUGCAAACCCAGCAGACCGGCACGGUCCGCUUCGACGGUUUUGUCAUCGAUGGCGCCACGGCUCUGUGGUGCGCGGCAGGAGCUGGCCACUUUGAAGUAGUCAAAUUGCUGGUGAGUCACGGUGCCAAUGUGAAUCACACGACGGUGACCAAUUCGACUCCCCUGAGGGCUGCGUGUUUUGACGGCAGGCUGGACAUUGUGAAAUACCUGGUAGAAAACAACGCCAACAUCAGCAUCGCCAACAAGUACGACAACACUUGCCUUAUGAUCGCGGCUUACAAAGGGCACACGGACGUGGUGAGGUACCUCCUGGAGCAACAUGCUGAUCCCAAUGCCAAAGCCCACUGCGGUGCCACAGCGCUGCACUUUGCGGCCGAAGCCGGCCACUUGGAAAUUGUGAGGGAGCUGGUCAAGUGGAAGGCGGCAAUGAUGGUCAAUGGCCACGGGAUGACUCCGCUGAAGGUUGCGGCCGAGAGCUGCAAAGCUGACGUGGUGGAGCUGCUGCUCGCUCAUGCCGACUGUGACAGGAGGAGCCGGAUUGAAGCGCUGGAACUUCUGGGUGCCUCGUUUGCAAAUGACAGAGAAAACUAUGAUAUAAUGAAGACUUACCACUAUUUAUAUUUAGCAAUGCUGGAGCGGUACCGAGACAGCGAGAAUAUAAUUGAAAAAGAAGUUCUUCCACAAAUAGAAGCUUAUGGGAACAGGACUGAAUGCAGGACUCCUCAGGAAUUAGAGUCUAUUAGGCAGGACAGAGAUGCCCUUCACAUGGAAGGCCUCAUUGUGCGGGAAAGAAUUCUGGGCUCAGACAAUAUCGAUGUUUCUCACCCUAUUAUUUACCGUGGGGCUGUUUAUGCAGAUAACAUGGAGUUUGAACAGUGUAUCAAGCUAUGGCUCCAUGCGUUGCACCUCCGUCAGAAAGGCAACAGGAACACUCAUAAGGACCUCUUGAGGUUUGCCCAAGUCUUUUCUCAGAUGAUACACUUAAACGAGCCUGUUAAAGCCAAGGACAUCGAAAGCGUUCUGAGGUGCAGCGUCUUGGAAAUCGAACAAGGCAUGUCUCGGAUCAAAACCACCCAGGACUCUGACAUCCACACAGCCAUGGACAACUACGAAUGCAACAUCUUCACCUUUCUCUACUUAGUCUGCAUCUCUACCAAGACCCAGUGCAGUGAAGAGGAUCAGUCACGAAUCAACAAGCAGAUUUAUAACCUGAUUCACCUUGAUCCCAGAACUCGGGACGGCUCUAGUUUGCUGCACCACGCUGUCAACUCCAGCACACCGGUGGACGACUUCCACACCAAUGAUGUCUGCAGCUUUCCUAACGCGCUGGUCACAAAACUCUUGCUAGAUUGUGGUGCUGAUGUGAACGCGGUGGACAACGAAGGGAAUAGUCCGCUCCACAUCAUUGUCCAGUACCACAGGCCCAUCAGUGACUUCUUGACAUUGCAUUCCAUCAUCAUUAGCCUGGUGGAGGCUGGUGCUCAUACAGACAUGACAAAUAAGCAGAAGAAAACCCCUCUUGACAAAAGUACAACAGGGGUCUCUGAAAUACUCCUUAAAACUCAAAUGAAGCUGAGUCUCAAGUGCCUGGCUGCCCGAGCAGUACGGAUCUAUAACAUCAGCUACCAAAACCAGAUCCCCAGAACUCUGGAAGAAUUUGUGAAGUUUCAUUAGGCUACAUAAAAUCUUUUCGUGGUGGUGCUAUCCCGGGACGACAUCAAUUGCAGACAGCAGAAUGCAUAAUGUAUACAUGGAGUUGUUUUUCUCUGUUCUUUUGGGUUUGGGUUCCUCUGGAUUCAGUCUGCAGCCUCAGUUCUUGUGCAGAUCUUUAAAGGGGGGGAAAUUAAAAAAAAAAAAAAAAAAAAGCCACAUCGUUUUCCUGUAGUCAGAUCUGAUGUUUGAGAUUUUGGUCAUUUCUUUUGAUUAAAAGAAUUGUUUCGUUAUCUCUUGUUUUUUAUAAACAAAGUGGCAAGAAUCCCAAUGUAACCUGUGCAGAAUGUUUUCUUGCCAAUGCACAUCUCCACUUAAGAUUUGCAGCCGAAUGCUUUAGGUAGUUAUUUACAAAGGUGCCUCUGAAAGUCGGUGUUGCCGUGCCACUGAGGCAGUAGCUUUGCAGAUUUUAAAAACUUUUUGGAGUGAGGUGGGAAAAAAAAAUUGGAAAUUAUGUGGUAGUUGGUUCAAAGUGAAAUGUCAACAUACAGAGCAGUCCGUUGCUCUCAUACCUCACCAUCUUUUUAUGCCUUUUAGUUAAUGCUGAAGAUGUUGGUAACAUUUUAAAUUUUUAAUUUUUUUAAUUAAAUUUCGAACAGCAGUUAUCAACAGCUACAGACAUAUGGAAUGCUCUGUUAGGAAAUACAGGUUUAAAUUCAGCUAUGAUAUGUUCAUCUGGUAAGAGUUGAAAUAUCAAGCUCUUCAUUUACACUACUACAGUAAGUAUUAAAUAACUUUUGAAAAAGGAACUUGCACAUUGACUGAAAUGAAUUGGAGUCAUGGUUUCUUUUUACGUAGCUAAGUUGCUCAUAUAUAAAGAUCAUGCAUGGAUACCUAGAAAAUUUAUAGGGUAUUUGUGUUUUUGUGUGUCCCAACAUUUCAAAAUGCUUUUAACUUGUUUUUUGUUGUUUCAAUGAUCAACGUGCACCUUUUUGACUCAAAGUAUGUAAAACUGCACUCUUGGAUUCCAAAUGCUGUAUCUUCCUAACGGAGUAGUCUGUCGCCAAAGAGAGUCUUCCUUGAAACUGCAAGAAACUGGCUUUUCCAAUAAGUUUGGAGUCUGUGCCUCCCUGAAUUGGACUUGAGGAUUUUUCAUGAUUUUUACUCCUUUCAUUGUGAAAAUCUCUAUGAAACCUGAUUUUUAAAAAAUUGUCCUAUCAUAAGAUCUUUUAUGAUAAGCAACUGAUUGUAUAAUACCGCUGUUGCUUGAGAAAGUACUUCUCCUUGGUAGAAGUUGCAGAUACUCCGACAGUAAAAUGUCACUUGUUUUGACAGGCUACUGAAAACUCUGUUUAUUUUAAAUGCAGCUUUUUAACUGUCAGAUGAUGAAAGAAUGUUCUGUAGGUUUUUUUUAAACAAUCUGGGUAGAACUUUAAGGCGAGAUUUGGGCACACGUUUCUAUUUGUAUUACAAAUAAAUAAACAUUGAAUGUGGAAUUAGCUUGUAACUCUUAAUUUGUGUCUAGUGCCAAGCAGAAUAGUGCUGCUUAGACUCUAUGGUGCCGUCGGCACUGGCUCUUGUGUCUCCUUCAAGGGAAAAGCUUUAGAAAUACUGUGUCUUCUAAGCUGCAAACUUUACCCUGCUAGAAACUAGCGCCUGAAGUGAAAAAAUGUGUCUGCCGCUUGUAUCUCAGGUAGGUUGGACUACUGCACUUAAAAACCAUGACUCUUGCAAUCAAACCAGGCAAAAUGGCAAAGCCAAAUUCAGCCUUAUUGCAGCAAGUGGAUGUUACCAAACGGUUGAGGGGGUAGCAGUGUUUCUGUAAAUUGUUACCCUAAAUGUCUUCCUCCUGUGUGCUGAGGUGUAUUCACCUGAGGGCCUCAGGAAAGCUGCAGUUCUGUAUUUUGCUGAGAAUUUGCAGCGGUGAAUUUUAGCCUGGCUGUUGGAAAUGCAAAAAAAAAACCAACAUCCUGUUGAAGUUAAUUGCGAGAGCUGGGGAAUGCUUUUAGUCUUCCACUUUAGGAUUGUGUCUGUUACUGCUAAAGCUUUGAACCUGAAAUUCCAACAACCUGAGACCACAUACCAGAUGAUUAUUAUUUAGCUGGUAAAGUUGCUGGUAGCCGACUCAGUUAAAAUUAACCAGUUUAUGAAUUGAUGUGUAUGUGUUACAGAAAAAAAAAAAGUCUUCUGUUACACUGUGCUGCAUGCUUCAAUCAGAGCUCUGAGGCCUUGCUGUCCCUUUUUAUGCUUCCACACUUAUAAUUUGUGAUGUGCCUGUAGUUAAAAAUGAGAGUCAGUGGUCUUUGACUUGACUUGACUCCAUGACUUGGGAGAGUGUGGGGAAAGGGGAGAGGGCUGAACACCCGCAGCAACUCGGGCUGCUUGCUGCGUUCUGGAUUGGAAAUCAUUUCGAGUUGCUGUAUCAUUAAGACAGUAUUUCCUUGCACUGUAUUUUUAUUUCUCAGGACCUGCUUCUGCUGUGGAAUAAUCUAAGUGUUGUGUUCUUGUGAAAUACCUGUAUAAAACCAUUCCUGGAACAAAUGUGCAUGCGUGAAAUAUCUGUAGAUAAUAAUAAGGUGAAGGAAGCUGCUCCUCCCACAAGUCAUCUUUUUUAAUAAGAAAAAAAUGUUACACCAAAUGAUCGUGUGGAAAAGCUGCUGCUUCUUCCCUUCCUGUAUCUUUGUCCUGAUCCUUUCCUGCUUUUGGCUCCGUUGCAGGAUAUUUGCUGAGGUUCUGCUUUGUUCAUGCUGUUCCUGGGAUGAUUUCAGUACGUGAAGACCUGAAGAGAGAGGAUGCUGUUACCCAGAAGCAGCAAUAAAACUUCCUGACAGUAGAUUGCAAAGCACUUUUUAUAAAAAGAGGGGGAAGGUCUGUGCUACAGAAGGAGCAGCUGAUGCUAAAGCCGCUCCGCUCUCAGGUGUGGUCCCUGGUCUUUGUCCUGUUUCCUGAGAAAGACAUCGUGUUUCUGCUUGUCUUCAGCCCAGGAAGAUGGUGUCAUGGACAUGGUGUUCUGCUGCCUUCGCUAUGGCAGUAAAAGCUCUUGGCCAAAGGAUAGGAGGGCGGGGGCGGGAAAAAAAAAAAAAGUGGGUGCCUGUUCCUGCAUGCCUGUGGAUGCAGCAAAGUCCGUCACGGCGCUCGCUGUGCUGGGACCUUCCCUCUCCUUAGUCUGGAAAUUCAUUUUUCAAGCAUUAAAAGCUCAAGGAGUGC
This is a messenger RNA of Athene cunicularia (burrowing owl), 5051 nucleotides long. RefSeq names its product fem-1 homolog B (gene FEM1B). NCBI's taxonomy places the organism in Eukaryota, Metazoa, Chordata, Aves, Strigiformes, Strigidae. The coding region runs from base 459 to 1868 and encodes 469 amino acids. Gene Ontology annotation, molecular function: protein binding. The record is from RefSeq and is a predicted model, not a curated record. The transcript is spliced from 2 exons.